CUCUGGUUAUCUUUGGCUUAAUUAAAACAGUCGCAGGUUUCAUAAGGAGUUAUAAAUCUUCUUUGUUGUGCAGCUGACGGAAAACUUUUGUCUUGUGUCUUCAAAAUAGCGCACUCUGUCAGCUCUCCAGCAGAUUUUCAGAGGGGGGAAAGAAGGAAAAGGAUAAAAGAAGAGAAAUGACUAUGCAAGGGUUUCGAAACCAGGAGUGCCGGGUCAGGAGCGAGCCUAUAGAGCGCCCAUCUUUCUAGAGGAUAAUUAAUGCAUGCCAAACUGGAGGGCUGAUCCUGCCACCGGACUGUUCCAAACAGGACUGUGAAGGAAGCUGUCUCUGCUUCACUGUUGCUUGCAUUCUGUCGUGUGUGAAGAAGACACUUGAACAGCCCGUGCUGCCUAUCAGAUCUCCUGUGGCCAAAAGGUGAUGGUGUCAUCCUGAUUUCUUCUUCUUGUGACCCGGGAGUCCUUAAAUCCCAAACUAUAUAGCUUUGGAAAACCCUGGAAAUACCUGGAAUUCUAGGAGUACGUCACCAAAACUUCUUAAGGUGCCCAGGCACCAGAUCAUUAGCUUUACAUUCUCCUUUAUUAUUAUUUUUUGCGUGUGUAUACAAAGACAAAGACGCAAGUCUGAACAUUAGCAAUAGCCGCUGGCCAUCCACUAUUGCUUCAACGAACCUGCUGUGACCAAGAGGGCGUGACCUUUCUGCCUGCUGACUUCAAACAGACACUUGAAAAGAAAACGCAGUCAGAGAGGCUUCCGCGUGGUGGCAACACAGACCAAAAACCCCAUCAGGCCUGGAUGCGAUGAACGCCUCAUGUAGGCAUCAGCAUGGACAGCUGUGAGUCUCCUGUGGUUUCUGGGACAGACGAUGGGCUCUGCUCCUCCCAGCAACAGCAACCACCACAGCCCUGGAACGAUCACUCUAGCUCACAGGUCCCUUGCACCAACCAGGCCCCUUCCCUGGACCCCCUAUCUCUCUCUGCUCCCUACCCUUCUCAACCCCAAAACCCCAGUGCACCUCAUGACGGGGUGAGAGAACUACAGUCCCAGCAGCAGCAGCCAAAACAGACAUCACCGCAGGCCCACCGUGACAGCUCUGCCACAGGCCAGCUGCAUCCUAGAAGAGAGGGUCUAGAGGAAGAAGAGCAAGAAGGAGUGAGCUGUGGAGAAGAGGAAGAAUCUGAGGACUUAGAUGAAAUGGAGAUUGACAGCUGUUUCCCAAGUCUUCAACCCUUUCCUGGGGUGCCGAUGGCUUCAGGAGGAGGGGGCAUGCCCACUCUCCUGCGACAUCAGCCCACACGACAGCAGGGGGCACCUGAGAGUGGGAGUGAGGAAGGAGAAGAGGAGGAGGAAGAGGAGAGCAGUGAUGUGGAGAACUUGGCUGGAGAGAUAGUUUACCAGCCAGAUGGCUCAGCCUACAUCGUAGAGAGCCUCAGUCAGUUGAUCCAAAGUGGUGGGAGCAUGGUACCCGGCCUGCUGCCCACAAACUCUCUCACCAGUGGGGGAAAACCGGGGGAACCUGCUGGGAGUUCAUCCUCGGUCUACCCUCAGAUCAUCAACACGUUCCACAUAGCCUCCUCCUUCGGGAAGUGGUUUGGCAAUUCAGACCAAGGUUUCCCCAAUACCUCAACCAUGGCAGGCCUCAGCCCUGUCCUGCACAGUUUCCGUGUCUUCGAUGUGCGGCACAAAAGCAACAAGGAUUACCUGAACAGCGAUGGGUCUGCCAAGAAGUCCUGUGUAUCCAAAGAUGUUCCCAACAACGUGGAUUUCUCCAAAUUUGAUGGGCUAGCCCUAUAUGGCAAGGGUAAGCCCAUUUUCAUGUGUUUUCUCUGCAAGCUGUCCUUUGGCUAUGCGCGUUCCUUUGCCACUCAUGCCGUCCAUGAUCACCGCAUGACACUGUGUGAGGACGAGCGGCAGCUGCUAGGGGACAAGCAUGUAUCUGCCAUCAUCCAGGGCAUUGGGAAGGACAAAGAGCCCCUCAUCAGUUUCCUGGAACCAAAAACUAAGAGCACUCCUCUGCCACCUACUCUGCUCCCCAUUAACUCUGGCCAGAGCUUCUAUGGCACAUUUAGUGGAGUCCAUCUGGAGCCUGGAAGCAGCAGUGGGGGCAGCAAGACCCUCCUGAACAAAGACUCUGAAUCUGGCCUCCAGCAACAGCAGCAGCAACAAAACCUUAGCUCAGCUCUCUCUCUUGGAGGGCUGAGCAUUCCCAAAGCAUCCACUCUUACCUCAUCCCCAGGCUCUGCCAAAGACUCCAGUGCCCUGCCCAAACAGGGAGGGAGAACAGAGGAGCCUGCUGGGAAAGAGUUGGCAUGCAAGGGCGAGGAUGGGGACACUGAUGGACAUGAAAGCAAAGCGCACCUAUCGAGCCAGAUGGGGGGCUCGGAAGAAGAAGAGGAAUUGUUAUUAGGGGAGGAGGAAGAUGAGGUGGAGGCAGAAAGCACUGCAGUGGCUUGUGGUGGUAACAGUAGCAGCGGCAGGGGUGAAGCGGGGGAACCAGCUGUCUCAAACCAAAGCAUUUCCAAAUCUCCUUUAUUAAUGCCUAGUAGCGCUCUCCAGCCUUCUGCCUGCACCUCUGCAGUCAGUUCCACACUCAACAGCAAAGCCCCUGCUUCCACUUCCUCUUCUGUCAAGAAAGAGGGUUCAGCUUCAGAUGGUGGGGGUAGGACCUCAGAGCUCCCUCUGAGCUUUAACUGCCAGGGGCCCACAGUUCCCAUGGCAAUGGCGGCAGCUGCCGUCAGAAGGAGCGAGGAUGACACUGCUGGCACGUCCUCCUCACCUCUGUCCUCCAAUGCUGCUGCUGAUGAAAGUGCCAAUCGAGAUAGUGCCACAGCUCCAGAACCAAAUGAUUUCCCAGCAGAGGGAGAGGAGGAAAAUGGAGCCCUUCUGCACCAUCACCACAUGCACCACCUACAUCAUCACCUCCACCCUUCAUCUCAUGGCCACUCCCACCCCCUACCAGGGGGCUCCUGUGAUAUGACAGGGAUGGGUGAGUGCUCACAGAACCAUGGGCCUGGUGGCAGUGGAGGAAGUGGGGUAGAAUGCCCUAAAUGUGACACCGUUCUGGGUUCCUCACGCUCCUUGGGUGGUCACAUGACCAUGAUGCAUUCACGCAACUCAUGCAAGACACUCAAGUGUCCCAAAUGCAACUGGCAUUACAAGUACCAGCAGACGUUGGAGGCCCACAUGAAAGAGAAGCACCCAGAUUCUGGAGGCUCCUGUAUGUACUGCAGCAGUGGUCAGAGCCACCCUCGUCUGGCUCGUGGAGAAAGCUAUACCUGUGGUUACAAGCCCUUCCGGUGUGAGGUGUGUAACUACUCCACCACCACAAAGGGCAACCUAAGCAUCCACAUGCAGUCGGACAAGCACCUGAACAACAUGCAGACACUGCAAAAUGGAGGCUCUAUUGCCUCUGCGCAGGAGCAGGUGUUUGGACAUACCGCAGGAGGAGUGGUGGCUGUCCCCUCAGUAACCCAGGCCAGUAGCCAUCACCCUCCCCACCACCAUCCUACACAGUCCUCCACCCAUAUGGCUGGACCGUGUGGGGCCCCCUCCCCGACCAAGCCGAAAAGCAAACCUACUUGGCGGUGCGAGGUGUGUGACUACGAGACCAAUGUGGCACGGAACCUGCGUAUCCACAUGACCAGCGAGAAGCACAUGCACAACAUGAUGCUUCUCCAGCAGAAUGUGACUCAGAUGCAGCAUGGCCGACUUGGCUUGGGAGCAAUGCCUUCACCAUCUGAGGCUGAGCUCUACCAGUAUUACCUGACCCAGAACAUGAGCCUUCCACCAGGCCUCAAGAUAGACCCAGCUGGGGCUGAGGCCCAGUUCUUGAUGGGGAGCUUUCACCUGGAUCCCAAUAUGGCCGCCCUGGCACCUACGCUCGUAGGUGGGGAGAUCCCUAUGGACGUGCGGCUGGGCGGUGGGCAGUUGGUGUCCGAAGAACUGAUGACCCUGGGAGAAAGUCUAUCACAAACCAGCGAUCCCUCCCUCAAGCUCUUUCAGUGCGCUGUGUGCAACCGCUUCACCACUGACAACCUGGAUGUGCUUGGCAUGCAUAUGGGAGCUGAACGCAGCCUACCGGAGGAGGAGUGGCGUGCUGUGGUGGGCGACUCUCACCAGUGCAAGUUGUGCCACUACACCACUCAGCUCAAGGCCAACUUCCAGCUGCACUGCAAGACAGACAAGCAUGUGCAAAAGUACCAGCUUGUGGCCCACAUCAAAGAAGGGGGCAAAGGCAAUGAAUGGCGUCUUAAAUGUGUGGCCAUAGGCAAUCCAGUGCACCUGAAGUGCAAUGCCUGCGACUACUACACUAACAGCCUGGAGAAGCUGCGGAUGCACACUGUCAAUUCCCGCCAUGAGGCUAGCCUCAAACUCUACAAGCACCUGCAGCAGCACGAAAACGCGGUGGAGGGUGAUGCCUGCUACUACCAUUGUGUGCUGUGUAACUACUCGACCAAGGCCAAGCUCAACCUGAUCCAGCAUGUGCGUUCCAUGAAGCACCAGCGCAGUGAGAGCCUCAGGAAGCUUCAGCGCUUACAGAAGGGCCUGCCGGAGGAAGAGGAGGACCUCAGCUCCAUCUUCACCAUUCGCAAAUGCCCUUCUUCAGAUACAGGAGAGCUGAGUGAGGAUGUGGAGGCUGCUAGUGAGACCACCACAGACCAGGAGGACCAAACCAAAGACAGAGAAAGUGGGGGGGAGAAGGAGCUCACCAAAGGGACAGUGUCUGGCCACUUGGAACGGCACCAGUCAGAUUCCCCAGUCCCCUCUAAAAGGCCCUCUUCGCGGUCAGAGACCUCAGAGAGCCCGCUCUCCUCAAAGCGUCCCAGGACAGCUGAGAAGAGUGCUGCGGAGCAGAUGUACCAGUGCCCCUACUGCAAGUUCACCAACACGGACCUGAACCGUCUCAGAAUGCACGUCAUGACGCAGCACUCUGUCCAGCCAAUGUUACGCUGCCCAUUAUGCCAGGACAUGCUCAACAACAAGAUCCACCUGCAGUUCCACCUCACACACCUCCACAGUGUGGCUCCUGAUUGUGUUGAUAAGCUUAUUGCCACAGUAACAGCAAGUGAAGUACUGCCAGCAAGCAUGUUCAUACCUGUACCUAGUCCAGACAGAGAGUCCCAGAGCACCCCUCAUGCCCCAGCCAAAUCGAACUCUGAAGAAACAAAGAAGCAGACUGAAUCAUCAGAGGCUGAUCCAGAGAAGGGGGUGUCCCUUCCUACAGAAAUAGCUGAAGCUCGCAAGUCACCUCUGGAAGACCAACAAUCAGAAAGGGAUGACGCCACAGGGUUCCUGUGCUGGAAGAAAGGCUGUAAUCAAGUGUUCAAAUCCUCCAACUCCCUCCAGAUGCACUUCAAUGAAGUUCAUAACAAAAGGCCCCAGUUGCCUGUUUCAGAUCGCCAUGUCUACAAGUACCGCUGUAACCAGUGUAGCCUGGCCUUCAAGACUGUAGAGAAACUUCAGCUCCAUUCACAGUACCAUGUGAUCAGGGCAGCCACCAUGUGCUGCCUCUGCCAGCGAAGCUUCAGAACACUACAGGCCUUGAAGAAACAUUUAGAAACCAGCCACUUGGAGCUGAGUGAAGCUGAUAUCCAACAGCUUUAUGGGGGCUUAUUGAUGAAUGGUGACAUUAUGGUAAUGGCUGACCCAUCCCUUGGUGAGGAGCCUGGAAGUCUUGGAGAAGAUGACAAAGAGGGAGAUGAAAGUGACCCAGAGGAAAAACAAAGCCCAACGGGCAGUGACUCUGGAUCACUGCAGGAAGAUUCUGGAUCUGAACCUAAACGUGCUUUGCCAUUCAGAAAGGGGCCCAACUUUACUAUGGAGAAGUUCUUGGAUCCAUCUCGUCCUUUCAAGUGCACUGUAUGCAAAGAGUCUUUUACACAGAAGAACAUUCUUCUGGUUCACUAUAACUCUGUCUCCCACCUGCACAAGGUGAAGAGGGCUCUCCAGGAGUCCACUACUGGUCAGCCUGAGCCUACCAGCAGCCCCGACAACAAGCCAUUCAAGUGCAGCACUUGUAACGUGGCAUAUAGCCAAAGUUCUACUCUGGAGAUCCACAUGCGCUCUGUUCUACACCAGACCAAAGCUAGGGCAGCCAAGCUUGAAGCAGCAGGAGGGAUCACUAGCUCUGCAAGUGCUACUGGUUUAAGUGGUGGGGGGUCCAGUAUCAGCACUUCAACAUCUAGUCCAAGCCCAGCCAGCAACUCAACUACUAGCUCUACCAACCACAGUUCAUCUGGGUCUCAAACAGCUCAGAGUGUUCUGGGAGGAAACCACACGAGCCAGACUCAUAGCAUUGAAAGUAUAGGAAAUUCUUCAGUGAGCUGCCAUUCCUCACCAUCUGAGAACCACGAAGGAAAAAAGUCCAAAUUUUCAGACAUGCUAUCUGCUAGGGGUCAGCAACAACAGCAACAGCAACAGCAACAGCAACAGCAACAGCAACAGCUCCAGCAACAGCAGCAAUUGGCCCAAGCUCAAGCCCAAGCUCAAGCCCAGCUUCAGCAAGAGCUCCAGCAGCAGGCUGCUCUUUUACAAUCACAGCUAUUUAACCCAGCACUUCUGCAGCACUUCCCAAUGACAACUGACGCACUUCUCCCCCUGCAGCAGCAGCAGUUGCUAUUCCCUUUCUACAUCCCUGGAGCAGAGUUUCAGCUGAACCCAGAGAUCAGCCUUGGUAACUCCCUUGGCCUAGCAGGAUCCUCCACCUCCUCACUGUUGGAAGAGCUAAAAAACUCAGCCCAGCAGGCCCAGCAGAGUUGCUUGCAGCAGCAACUGAUGCACCACCACCUUCAGCAACAACAUCAACAACAACAGCAGCAGCAGCAACAGCAGCAGCAGCAACAACAACACCAACAACAGCAACAACAGCAGCAGCAGCAGCAGGCUCAGGGGCAGAUGGCAUUGCUGCAGCAGAGUGCAUCUCUCCUCCAGCAUGCUGAAAAAAAGCAGAGACAUUCCUCCUCUCAGAAUGAGAAAGACAGAGAAAUACAAAGAGAGAAGGACACAAAUGAAAAAAAUGAGGAAUAUGUUAACAAAGAUUCGAUGGAAAGCAAGUCAAAAGAAAAGAAGGACAUCCAGCAUAUUUCAAUAAACAUAAACCACGAUAGUAGCCUGCCUCCACCAAGGAUUGCUUCAGAUGCUCGAGGAAAUGCAACUAAAGCCCUGCUGGAAAAUUUUGGGUUUGAGUUAGUAAUUCAGUACAAUGAAAAUAAACAGAAAGCUCAGAAAAAGACAGCUGGACCUACGGGAUCAAGUGGUCCAGGUGGGAUAACAAGAGUGGUGGACCCCAUUGAGGGAUUAGAGAAACUGGAAUGUGAAGCCUGUGGCAAGCUGUUUUCAAACAUACUGAUUCUAAAGAGUCACCAGGAGCAUAUCCACCAGGCUUUCUUUCCAUUUCGAUCCCUUGAGAGAUUUGCCAAGGAAUACAGAGAGCAUUAUGAUAAACUCUAUCCACUGAGACCCCCUACACCAGAGGCUGCUCCGGCUCCUCCACCACCUCCUCCUCCACCUCCACCUCCUCCACCACCCCAAAGAGCUCCCACACCAAAUAUUCCCGUCUCUGCUGCCUCGCUCACACCUCCAACCGUACCUACACCACAGCCUCAAGUUUCAAUGGCGCAGAUUCCCAUGCCAAUGGAUUUGCCCCUCUUCUCGCCACUGAUGAUGCAGCCCAUGUCUCUCCAGUCCUUGCCCACUCAGUUGACUCCCCAGUUACCUUCUGUUGAGCCAAGCCUGGCCUCAGAUCUGGCCCAGCUCUAUCAACAACAGCUCACACCAGCCAUGCUACAGCAGCAGCAGAACAAGAGGCCACGGACACGCAUCACAGAUGACCAGCUUAGGGUCCUGCGACAGUACUUUGAUAUCAACAAUUCACCAAAUGAGGAGCAGAUUAAAGAGAUGGCAGACAAGUCAGGGCUGCCACAAAAAGUCAUAAAGCACUGGUUCAGAAACACCCUUUUUAAAGAGCGGCAGCGUAACAAAGACUCACCAUACAAUUUUAAUAAUCCACCAACAACAACUCUUGAAGAAACAAAGAUUGACUCUAAACCUCCUUCCCCUGAACCCCAGAAACAUGAAUUAUAUGGAAGUAAGAGAUCAUCCAGGACUAGGUUUACUGACUACCAGCUAAGAGUGCUACAAGACUUCUUUGAUGCCAAUGCGUAUCCUAAAGAUGACGAAUUCGAACAGCUCUCCAACCUUCUGAGCCUCCCCACACGUGUUAUUGUUGUGUGGUUCCAAAAUGCACGCCAGAAGGCAAGGAAGAAUUAUGAAAACCAGGGUGAGGGCGCAAAAGAAGGUGAAAGACGAGAAUUGUCAAAUGACCGCUAUAUUCGCACUUCAAAUCUGAACUACCAGUGCAAGAAAUGCAGUCUGGUUUUCCAGCGUAUAUUUGAUCUAAUAAAACACCAAAAGAAGCUGUGUUACAAAGAUGAAGAUGAGGAUGGACAGUAUGACAGCCAAAAUGAGGAUUCACUGGAUCUUUCCAAUGAAUGUUAUACUCCCUCUGGAUCUUCCUGUCACACCCCAAUGCCCUCCUCUUCAAGUCUCUGCCCACUUCCACCCUCCACUUCAGCAUUCUCACACCUCCCAUCCACUGAGAAAGAGGAGGCAUCACCAGCAACCACCUCAAACCCCUAUGAUGAGAAACCCAAGCAGUUACCAGACAUUUCUGCUGAUCCACGAGAAAACCUAACCUCUAUUAAGCAGGAAGUUGUGCAUCAACCCCAGUCUGAGGCACAGCACCAUAGACCUCAAAGAGAAGAGAAGAUUCAGACUAUUUCCAAGUCCAUUAAACAUUCAUCUCCUCCUUUCUCUCAGCAACAACAGCAGUGUGGUCCCUCAGCCUCUCAGACAAGCCAGGCCUCAUCACAAAGCUCUCACAUGAGCCUCAAUGCACACCUGACCUCUGCCACACAACAACUGGCACAACAGAUGAUCCCAUAUCAGUGUGAGCAGUGUAAGAUCGGCUUCCCUUCCUUUGAGCACUGGCAGGAACACCAGCAAUUACACUUCCUUUCUGUGCAAAAUCAAUUCAUUCACCCUCAAUUCCUCGACCGUCCAAUUGACAUGCCUUUCAUGCUAUUUGAUCCCAGCAAUCCCCUCCUGGCAAGUCAGUUACUCUCUUCGGCAAUGCCACAGAUUCCCAGCAGCUCUGCCACCUCUCCGUCCACCCCCACCUCCACCAUGAACUCCCUGAAGAGGAAGUUAGAGGAGAAAGCUGGCACUAGCCCAGGUGAGAAUGACAGCACAAAUAGUGGAGAAGAGCCACAGAGAGACAAGCGGCUCAGAACCACCAUCACACCUGAGCAGCUAGAGAUCCUUUAUCAGAAGUAUUUAUUAGAUUCAAAUCCUACACGUAAAAUGCUUGAUCACAUUGCUCAUGAGGUGGGAUUAAAGAAGAGAGUAGUGCAAGUCUGGUUCCAAAAUACCAGAGCUAGAGAGAGAAAAGGCCAAUUUAGAGCAGUAGGCCCAGCUCAGGCUCAUCGUAGGUGCCCUUUUUGUCGUGCUCUUUUUAAGGCAAAAACUGCGCUUGAGGCACACAUUCGCUCUCGUCACUGGCAUGAAGCCAAACGUGCUGGAUAUAAUUUAGCUCUCGCUGGUAUGUUACCUGAACAGGAGGGUAUGCAAAUAAAAAUGGAUGCUCUAGACACAGCGAGUUACUCCCAAAUGGCCCCAUCGAACAGUGACGGACAAAGCUCCUCUAUGUCCCCAGUGAACAAAAACAUGGAUUUGUCUCCCAGGGCUCUACUGAGCCCUUCAUCCAUUAAAGUUGAGGGAAUGGAAGAUUUUGAGAGUGCCAUGGCAAGCAUGUCUUCUGUAAACCUCAGCUUUGAUCAGAGCAAACUGGAUAAUGAUGACUGCUCUUCUGUGAAUACUGCCAUCACAGACACAACCACAGGUGAUGAGGCCAACGCUGAUAAUGACAGUGCUGAUGCUAAGCACAGCCAAAAUAGUGGUGAUUACCUGUCUAAGUCCGGGGGCUCAGUCCCCAUCCUUGAAAAUGAUGACCAGAUGUCCUCAGGGCUGGUAAGCCCUGCAACAAGCUAUUAUGCUAAGGACUAUGAAAAUGAACAUAUGAUUGACCACAGUGAGACAUCCAGCCUUGCUGACCCCUGCUCACCAAGUCCUGGAGCCUCAGGUACCAGGAGCAUUGACAGUGGUGAUCGGCCUGGCCAAAAGCGCUUCCGAACCCAGAUGACUAACCUCCAGCUGAAAGUGUUGAAAUCCUGUUUUAAUGACUACAGGACUCCUACUAUGCUGGAAUGUGAGGUACUUGGCAAUGAUAUUGGACUUCCAAAGAGAGUGGUUCAGGUGUGGUUUCAAAAUGCCCGUGCCAAGGAGAAAAAGGCAAAGCUCAACAUGGCCAAGCACUUCGGAAUAAAUCAGACAUCCUACGAGGGGCCGAAGACUGAAUGCACUUUGUGUGGUGUCAAGUACAGUGCUCGCCUUUCUGUUCGUGAUCACAUUUUCUCCCAGCAACACAUCUCAAAGGUGAAGGAUACCAUUGGCAGCCAGAUAGAUAAGGAAAAAGAAUACUUUGACCCAGCCACUGUCCGCCAACUUAUGGCCCAGCAAGAGAUGGACCGCAUUAAGAAGGCCAAUGAAGUUUUAGGACUGGCACAGCAGCAGGCCAUGCAGCAGCAGGGGAUGUUUGAUAACCCUGCAAUGCAGGCUCUGAAUCUCCAGUCAGCCUAUUCAAAUCUACAAGGCAUCCCACCUGUCCUUUUGCCAGGGGUUGGCAGCCCCUCUCUCUCCAGCUUUAACUCAUCUAAUUCAGCUUUAACUCCUCCAAAACCUUCAAACCUCCUGAACAUGCCUGGUGCCAGUGUUCCCUCACCUAGCCUCCCCACAUCUGGAUUGCCCAACAAGCCUCCCUCCUCAUCGUCUCUUGCUGCAUCCAGCCCAGCCCAGACCAACACAUCUGCUUCCCACUCAAGUCCCACCUCUACAUCCACCUCCACUUCCUCAACCACCCAGUCCAGCUCUCGACCUGAGCCCCCCAAAGAACGUGAUGCUGAGAGGGUAAGAGAGAAGGAGAAGCCCAAGGAAAAGACAGAGAAGCCCCCAACCCCGUCGUCAACUGGAAGCACCCCUGCCCCUUCCACUUCUGCUGCCAGUGCCAAGAAAGAGAAACCAGACACAGCUGUGCCGGCCACCUCUAUGCCUACACCUGGCAUGGAGUACGUGGUAGACCCUGCUCAACUUCAGGCCCUGCAGGCUGCAUUGGCAUCUGACCCCACAGCUCUCCUCACAAACCAGUUCCUGCCCUACUUCAUGCCUGGCUUUUCCCCAUAUUACACCCCACAGAUCCCUGGAGCUCUACAAGGGGGCUACCUGCAACCAAUGUAUGGUAUGGAAAGUCUCUUCCCUUACAACCCAGCAUUGUCACAAGCACUGAUGGGCCUGUCUCCAGGGUCCCUGCUGCAGCAUUACCAGCAAUAUCAGCAGAGCUUGCAGGAGGCACUACAGCAGCAGCAGCGGCAGCUUCAACAGAUCCAGCAACCCAAGGCGAGCCAAACUCCAGUUCCCCCACAAACCUUGGGGGAUCGCAAAGAAUCUGCCAAAGAUCCAGUGAAAACAGAGGAGCAAAAGGGCAACCCCCAUAGUGAACACCCCACUUCCUCCUCAUCCUCUUCCUCCUCCUCUCAUAAUAAAGUACCCUCUGAGCAGAACGAGAUGGAUGGCAAAGCUGUGGACCCCCAUCUAGACCAGUACAUCGUCCCCAAGGUGCAGUAUAAACUGGCAUGCCGCAAGUGUCAAGCAGUUUUCACCAAGGAAGAAGCGGCUAUUACCCACCUUAAAUCUAACUGUUUUUUCGGUCAGUCUGAGGCAAACCUGCAAGAGAUGUUGCUGCGUGUCCCCAGUGGCGUAGGCGCAGGGGCUGGAAGUCUCUAUGACUGCCUGGCUUGUGACACUACGUUGGAUGGGGAGAAAGCACUCAGUCAACACCUGGAAUCGGCAUUGCACAAACACAGAACAAUCAAGCGAUCAGCCAGAAAUGCCAAAGAGCACGCUACUAGUUUAUUACCUCACUCUUCAGCCUGCUUCCCCAAUCCUAACACCGCAUCUACCUCGCAGUCUGCCACUCAUCCCAUCAGCAGCCCCCCUACCCCGCCAACAACAUCAGCCACCAUGCCAUCUUCUGCUGUCUCCUCUUCCCUGUGCUCCUCCUCUACUACCCCACUCAACACCACAGCUGCCGGCAAACCAUGGCCCCAGGCCCCUUUCUCCAGAGCUUUAGCUGGGAAGCCCAAUGCCAGUCCCUCCUCUUCUUCCUCCUCUUUUCCUCCAAUGUCCUCACCUUCAACGGUUACCUCAAGUUCAUUGAGCACCUCAGGAGUUCAGACCUCGAUACCAACAGACGUCUUUACCGACGAGUCUGACUCUGACAGCAGUCAGAAGUCAGCAGACAGGCUGGGCAGGACGGCGGAGGAGCCGCAGCAGCCUGGCUUUGUCAAAGACAGUAGUAGUUGUAGUAGUAAUCUUGCUAGUGUAGGAACAGACUCCAUCAGAUUGUAAAAGAGCUUUCAGUGAUGGACAAUAUUUAAAAAACACAAAAAAAGACAAAAAAAAACACAAAUGGAAAAAACAUAAAAAGCAGCAAUGUUAAAAAUACAUUAAAAGUAUACAAACCAAUUUCAGAAAAAGAUGUGUAAAGACUAACUGCAAUUCCAAAGCUUGUAACCAAAAAUUUAAAUGUUAGUGGAUUGUUUUCCCAUAUCAACAUGCUGGUUUUGGUUUUGUUUUGUUUUUUUGUUUUUGUUUUACUCAACUGAAAUACAUGCAUACUAAUAUAUGAGAAUAGAAAAGAUCGCUGCAGUUAUGUUUUGGGUAUUGGUAGAGGAAUGCUGUACUGUAUGGCAAUGGACUGCCUCAAAGUUGACAAAUGGCCCAAGAACCCUUUUGAAGAAAUCCGCGUCAACAAGCUGUCCCUUUGUUUUGUAAUAAUUUCUACUUAAUAGCACAGUCACAAAAAGCCAGUAUGUACUGUAUGGGAGAAUAGUCUAUCAGUUUUCUUGCUAUUUAAGCAUUCAGAUACCAAUGGCUUGCAAAAGUAAAAGAAUAAUGUAAUGUCUAUUUUAUUCUCAGGUCAACAGCUCACAGAUGUUUUUUCUGUUACAGAAAUCCAUGUUUUACACCUUUUGUUUCCAACAGGAGAUGAUCUUUUUUUUCUUUUUUCUUUUAGAACUUAAUUUGAUAACAGAAA
Molecule: messenger RNA, 13205 nt
Organism: Larimichthys crocea (large yellow croaker)
Lineage: Eukaryota; Metazoa; Chordata; Actinopteri; Sciaenidae
Gene: zfhx3b
Product: zinc finger homeobox 3b
Exons: 16
Coding region: 824-12517 (3897 amino acids)
Biological process (GO): regulation of neuron differentiation; regulation of transcription by RNA polymerase II
Cellular component (GO): nucleus
Molecular function (GO): RNA polymerase II cis-regulatory region sequence-specific DNA binding; DNA-binding transcription factor activity, RNA polymerase II-specific; zinc ion binding
Source: RefSeq, a predicted model, not a curated record